AUGCUUUUUGAGAAAGAAUUAUAUGUUGCAACUGAAGCCGUUCGUAAAGCUUCUCUUCUUACUAAGAGGAUUCAAUCUCAAGUUAUCGCCCACAGAGAGUCAUCUACAAUAAUUAAAAGUGAUAGUUCUCCUGUAACUAUUGGUGAUUAUGCUGCUCAAACUAUUAUUAUCAAUGCAAUCAAAACUCAUUUCCCAAAUGAUAAGAUUUUAGGUGAAGAAACUGCAACAGGGUUAGAGGAUAAAUUUGUCAAUGAGAUUUUAACAGAAAUCAAAAACAAUGAUACUGUAUUUGAUAAAGAAUAUAAAACCGAUUUCGAAUUUACCAAUUCCCAAUUUCCAUUGGCAAGUAUUGAAGAUGUUAAGAAAGUGAUUAACUUUGGUGAUUAUAAAGGUGGUAGAAAUGGUAGGUUUUGGUGUUUAGAUCCAAUUGAUGGUACUAAAGGAUUUUUAAGAGGUGAGCAGUUCGCCGUAUGUUUAGGAUUAAUAGUUGAUGGAAUAACGCAGGUAGGUGUUAUUGGCUGUCCUAACCUAUCAUUAUCAUCGUUCGGAGGGAAAGAUAAACCAAACCAUGAAAAAUUUGGUUAUAUAUUUCGUUCAGUCAGAGGAUUUGGAGCAUUCUAUGCAGCAGCAGCAAGUACAAGUACCAGUGCAAGUACAAGUAAUUGGACACAAAUUCAUUCAAGAAAGCUUUCUAGUACUAAUGAGAUGAUUUCAUUAGAAGGUGUCGAGAAGGGACAUUCAUCACAUGAUGAGCAAGCAAUUAUCAAAGAAAGAUUGGGAAUUACUAGAUCAUUAAACCUUGAUUCCCAAGCUAAAUAUUGUUUGUUAGCCUUGGGAUUAGGCGAUUUGUAUUUAAGAUUACCUAUUAAGUUAAGCUUUCAAGAAAAAAUCUAUGACCAUGCUGCAGGUAAUGUUUUAGUUCAUGAAGCUGGAGGUAUUCAUACGGAUGCGAUGGAAAAUGUUGAAUUGGAUUUUGGUAAUGGGUUAACAUUGAGCACUAAGGGAGUGAUUGCAUCCUGUGGACCCGAAAGUUUACAUGGAUUGGCAGUUAAGACAUCCAAUGAAGUGAUAAACUCUAGAAUCAAGAGUGAUUAA
Molecule: messenger RNA, 1095 nt
Organism: Vanderwaltozyma polyspora DSM 70294
Lineage: Eukaryota; Fungi; Ascomycota; Saccharomycetes; Saccharomycetales; Saccharomycetaceae
Gene: MET22
Product: 3'(2'),5'-bisphosphate nucleotidase
Exons: 1
Coding region: 1-1095 (364 amino acids)
Biological process (GO): sulfate assimilation; phosphatidylinositol phosphate biosynthetic process
Molecular function (GO): 3'(2'),5'-bisphosphate nucleotidase activity
Source: RefSeq, a predicted model, not a curated record